AUGCAAAUGGAAUGGGAAAAACUAGAUGGAAGAUCCAGAAUCUGGGUGGAGCAACUAAGAGGUAUUUCCCUUGAAACUCAAUUUGUCCUUAACAAAUAUGAUGCCAAAUUGAAUCAUAAGCCAAUUCUCAUCUACAUUUGUAAGUACUGGACUCGACAUGUUGUUAGUAAGAAGAUAGAUGGUAUCAGAAACAAAAUUGAAGAUGCUUCUAGGAGAAGAAAAGCAUAUGGUUUAGUGCAAAUUCAAAGCCGAGUUGUAUCUAAGAUUCAAAUAUUACGUGCACGGAUGCAACCGUAUCUCGCUGCCAAGAAAUCCAGUGUGGUUGGAUUUGAUGAUGACACACAAGUUCUGAUGACGGAGUUACUGUCAGACGAGAAAUGCCGCUGCAUUACUUGGAUUGUUGGAGUCGAAGGCACAGGUAAGACAACACUAGCCAAUUUGAUAUUUGAAGACAACACUGUUGUAGCUCAUUUUCAGCGUCGCGUAUGGGUGUCACUGCCUUCAAAUUGUACGACAGACCAGUUUGUUGCAGAAAUUGGCAAGGAGACCGCCAAGAAAAUUACAGUAGAAGAAGAAAACAUGCCCACUUAUUACAUACUCACAACCUUGGCACACUCAAAGUACCUUAUAGUUGUUGAUGGCCUUAAAGAAACAUCCAAAGUAUACUUGGAUACCUUGAACAGGGUCAUACCUGAUAUGUUAACAGGAAGCAGAGUUCUUUUUACUACUCGCAAUGCAACAGUAGCCCAACAUGUAGCAGGUAGAAUCAUUCUUCACCCAUUACAGUUAUUAGAUGAUGAAACUAGUUGGCUGUUGUUCACAAGACAUUUGAAGGUCCCCAAGUCAGAAACAGAACUUAUCAAGGUUGGAAAAGAAAUUGUGAUGAAAUGUGGGGGACUGCCAUCACAAAUACUGAAAACAAGUGAUUGCUUUAUCCACGAAUGGAUAAUCUGUAAAAUGGUUGAGAUAUUAAGCAGUCUUAGAAAAGAUCCUUCAAAGUCUGUUGUAUUUCACUUUCGUCUUGGUGUUGAAAAUGUGCCUGGGCAGAUGAGUAAGCUGUUGCAGUUGCAUCUUGGUGACUGUUUGGUUUUAAUUGACUCCCUAGAUACAUGUUUCUCUGAAUCAGUGAAUGUGAAAGUUCUUGGUUUCUUUGUAGAUCUUUUAUCUGGAGAGCAAUUUCCUCAUCUCAGAAUGAGGAUACAAAGGAAAUUCAUUGAUAGAGAUAUACAGAGCGUAUCUAAAUGGUUGGAGAAAAGGCUUUUAGGAAGCAUAAUGAAAUCAGAGGGUGGGGUGAAUAUUGCAAAGGGGAGAUCCAUUUCUCUCCGAGAUUCAACCAUGAAUUUUAUUUUAUGCCUAGUAUCGCCGCCAUCUGAAAAAACAGUCGAUAGCGUUGCAACAUCAUAUUUUCAAUUCUGCACUGCUAUUACUUGA
Molecule: messenger RNA, 1431 nt
Organism: Vicia faba (fava bean)
Lineage: Eukaryota; Viridiplantae; Streptophyta; Magnoliopsida; Fabales; Fabaceae
Source: the annotation of a GenBank genome assembly